GCCCCUUAAUCAUUUCUUAAUACCCUUUUUAAUAACGCUUUUUGACUCUAUUUGCUUAAUGGUUGCUGGUGGUUUAGAUGAUUGUAAAGAUGUUGAUGUUGUGAGUGAGAUUGCUGAUUGUUCUACUUCAGGGAUGGCUCGAGCUGUUAGUUUGGGUCUUCAAGAGUAUCCGAGUCUUGAUUAUGAUAAUGUGAAUGAGAUUAAGAGUGUUCCUGCUGCAUCAUCUGUCUUUGAGUUUCAAAAGACUGAUAAGGAAAAGGUUCCUCAAAGAUUGCCUAUUAGAUCAUUCUCUAAACCGGCUCCAUCUAAAUGGGAUGAUGCUCAGAAAUGGAUUGCUAGUCCUACAGCUAACCGACCAAAGACUGGAGGACAGGUUCAUGUUCCGGGUUCGAGGAAAGGGCCUAGCUUUGGUCGCCAGACUUCUAUGAAGAUUGUUGAAGUUGCUGAUCAAAGAACGGUUGAAGAACCUGACACAAAACGGAUAGAUGUAAGCGAAAUGAGAAAGGAGACAGGACACAAGUUUGUUAGCUGGGAAGUUGAUUCAUACACAGCUGCGGAUUCAUAUGUCAAACCGGUUCUUAUGGUUGAGAACUCUACUGAAGUUAAUCUCAGUCGACAUGACUCGUCAGUUGCAACUGCGUUUGCUCAGCCGCCUUCAACAGUNCCGUUGAGAUUCAGCUUUUAUCUUCUUUGGCUUGGCACUGAGAUUUUUAGUCGCCNGACUCCUAUAGCUAGCCAAGAACCUUCAAGAAACGGGACACCGAUCAGGGCAACAACGCCAAUCAGAAGUCCUAUAUCUUCUGAACCUUCAAGUCCAGGGAGGCAAGCAUCAGCUUCUCCUAUGACUAAGCAGGAACUGUCAGAGAAAGAGCUUCAAAUGAACACUAGGAGAGAGAUAAUGGUGUUGGGUACUCAACUUGGUAAAUUAAACAUUGCUGCUUGGGCUAGCAAAGAGGAUGAAGACAAAGACGCUUCAACAUCACUGAAGACCAAAGCUUCUCUACAAACUUCUAAAAGUGUCUCUGAAGCUCGUGCUACCGCGUGGGAGGAAGCAGAAAAGGCUAAGCACAUGGCUAGGUUCAGACGCGAAGAGAUGAAGAUUCAAGCAUGGGAGAAUCAUCAAAAAGCAAAAUCUGAAGCCGAGAUGAAAAAAACUGAGGUGGAAGUUGAGAGGAUUAAAGGACAAGCGCAAGACCGGUUGAUGAAGAAACUAGCUGCAAUCGAGCGCAAAGCAGAGGAGAAGCGAGCAGCAGCUGAAGCAAAGAAAGAUCGUCAGGCAGCUAAAACAGAGAAACAAGCUGAACAAAUCAGAAGAACAGGCAAAGUACCUUCAUUGUUGUUCUCUUGCUUUAGCUUUUGUUCUUAAUAACAUAUAAUCCAAUCCUUAAUGUGGUGUUUGUUAAUUCUCAAGAACUAUCUUUCUAUCAUUUGUAUAAUAAAAGCUUUUUAAAACUACUUUCUUGUGAACUUUUUUA
Camelina sativa (false flax) is the source of this 1475-nucleotide messenger RNA. Lineage: Eukaryota; Viridiplantae; Streptophyta; Magnoliopsida; Brassicales; Brassicaceae. The record is from RefSeq and is a predicted model, not a curated record.